AUGGCCAAAACGGAAAUGAAUCGUGAAAACGGAAUGGCAUCGACUUUCUGUGGAACACCUGACUAUAUCAGCCCUGAGAUAAUCAAAGGGCAACUCUAUAACGAAGCCGUCGACUUCUGGUCGUUCGGAGUCUUGGUGAGUUCUUCAGCCGUUCCGCCAGACAGAGGGUAA
Cooperia oncophora is the source of this 171-nucleotide messenger RNA. The record is from the annotation of a GenBank genome assembly. NCBI's taxonomy places the organism in Eukaryota, Metazoa, Nematoda, Chromadorea, Rhabditida, Trichostrongylidae.